Molecule: messenger RNA, 1046 nt
Organism: Sinocyclocheilus grahami
Lineage: Eukaryota; Metazoa; Chordata; Actinopteri; Cypriniformes; Cyprinidae
Product: transmembrane and coiled-coil domain-containing protein 6-like
Exons: 5
Coding region: 105-776 (223 amino acids)
Source: RefSeq, a predicted model, not a curated record
AUUGGAAUUGUGGAAUAGAUGCCGAUGCAAGGUUAUAGUCUCUCAUACCAUAAUAUUUGAACUUAAGCUCUCAAACUGAUCAAAUUGCCCAGUUUAUCAGCAGUAUGAUCGUGUGGUUCAUUAUGGCUCUCUCAUCCUCUGAAAAACUGCUUUUACCUCCUUUCCUCUGGACCGUGACUUUUGUUUUUGCUGUGCAGCUCAUUUGGCCUCUUCUGCGUUGCCUUGGUAACCUGCUGGUCAGUGGAGGUGAUGUAAAGCCAGAGGACACUCGUCUCCUCGCCGCGCUGUGUGUCUUUAGUCAGGUUUACCUUCACCCUCAUCCUGCUCUGUCCAGAGAGAGCCUGUGGGCGCUCAACAACCUCACUGCUGGCUCCAGUGGGUUCUGCUCUGGCCUGCUGCUCCUUAAUAUGGUUCCCAUAUUAAUCCGAUUUCUGUCUUUCUCUAAAGGAAUUAACUCAAUGGCACUGAGAGUUCUGGGUAAUAUCGCCCAUCAUGGCACAGAAUAUUGUGUUGGUUUGACACAAGCAGGGCUGCUGACCGCCCUCUGUGCCACACUCAAGAUGGCCGAGCCAGAGGUGGUCACCCUGAGCCUGGAAGUGCUGUACAUGCUGGUGUCCAGCUGCCCACAGGUGGUGGAGGAGUUUAUGAGGUUAAAUGGUGUUCCUCUGCUGGAAGCCAUUCUGUACAACAGUGAAGGAGAGCAACGUGUCAGAGCUGCCUACCUUCUCGAUCAUCACUUCCCUUCUUUCUCUGAGGUGGAGAGCUUUUCAUCAUAACACAUCCAAUGACAGAAUUGCAAAGAUUACUCUUUGCAAAGAUUUUCUGUUUUCUUCAAAGCAAACUGAAUGGACUUUUCUGAAUUGUACAGAAAAUAAAUACCUUUUUUUACUGCACAUGUGAAGCAUGUUCAUGUGUUUUUGCUACCUGCUGAUCCGACUGACCCUUGGAUGCACAGAACAGCAUUUUAAUGGUUUGUAUAGUGAAUAUAUCUGAAUGUUGCCAUUUCUUCAAAAGUCACUAGGAGUUCCACAAGCCUCACAUGUGAC